AUUAUCAAGCUGCAAUUAGUUUGGCUUAACAGCCAAUUCAGAUCGAUACAUUCCAGCAAUUUCUUUUAACAAAGCAUGGGAUUGGUAAUUCUUUGUGCAAUGCUGUUGACCACACACUUUCGUUGUCAAACCAUAGAUCAGCAUGACACAGUAUGUUCUUUCAACUCUAAGUGCAGAUGUUGGACUGAUCAGCAUUUGCGGCAUGUUGAUUGCUCAAAUGCUAACAUGACAGAUAUACCAAACUUCCCACCAGAAACAGAUAUUCUCAAUAUAAAUUCUAACUAUAUUGAGUUUCUGCAGAAUGACACAUUUGAAAAUUUAACAAAUUUAUUGGAGCUGGAUUUGUCACAUAAUAAACUGAUACGUAUAGAGGCAAAUGCGUUUAUAGGGCUUGGUAAAUUAGAGAAACUUUCGCUCGAAGCCAAUCGCUUGAAUUAUACCGAAGAGUCGUUUGAUACAACUGUAUUAAAUCCAUUGCAAUCGCUCACGUUAUUAAAUGUGAAACAUCAAGAAAUACUAAACAUUCUACCUGGUGAUAUGAUUCGAAAACUUCAUUCUUUACGAAAUUUGGAAACUGAUCUUAUUUCAUCAACAGAAGGCAUAGCCUUCGGGAAAGAGUUUUCGUACCUUGCACACCUCACACUAUUGAAGGCAGGGAAGUGCAAACUGGAAAUGGUCAACAAUAAUACGUUUAUAUAUUUACCCUUCUUGGAAAUAAUACAUUUGUCUGAGUGCAUAAUAACGCAGUUUGGAAAGGGGUGUAUUUUUUGUCACUUAAAUAAUUUCAAAUAUCUCGAUAUAUCUAAAGUUGUAUGUGAUUUUACCUCCUUCAAAUUUUUAGCACUUGAUUUUAAAGAGACAAAAAUAAAAAAGAUAAAUAUGUCAGAAACAUUUUAUAACACAGCAUACCCCCCUUUCCAUAUGUUUGAUUAUUUAAAAAAUAGUGGUAUUACCGAAAUUUAUAUGAACAAAAACGUCUUUGUAGGUUCGCAUACAGGCACUACUGGAAAUAUACCGAGCACACUUAAAAUUUUAGAUUUUUCGGAGAAUUUUCUAACCUUAGUCGUUUUUCAGAUGCGUGAUCUGCUAACGUUGAAUUUAAGACAAAAUCAGUUGGGAAAAAUGUUAGAAAAGGGUGGCUACAAAACUCCAGGACCAAUCGCAUUGCAAAACGUUGACCUAUCACAAAACGGUAUAAACGCUUUGUUAUUUCAGGUGUUUGAUGGCCAUUGUAAUGUUCAAACAAUGAAUCUCAGUGACAACGCAUUAACAGAUUUUACUCCGGAUAUUUCGGAAAUGGUUAAGCUAAGAUUUCUUGAUUUAUCGAAAAACAAGAUUAAGAAAUUUUCCAACGUCAUGACAAUGCAAAAUAUUUCAAGAAUAGCUAAAAAGACCAAUCUAAAAAUAGAUUUGUCAAAAAAUAUUUUAGAUUGUAGCUGUGCGUCCUUUGCAUUUAUUGAAUGGAUGCACGAAAACCAUGGUAUUUUUAAUGAUAUCCAUUCAUAUAAAUGUAAAGCGGAAAACGGAACUUUUAUGAUUUUGAAUCGACUUCAACAUAUUGUGUCCAUGCUAAAAAAAGACUGUGAAACGUACACUGUCUUGAUAAUUUGUAUUUCCUUGGCAAUAGUCACUGCUCUUUUAAUUCUAUCGGGCGGAUUGUUAUACCGAUAUCGUUGGAGGUUGCGUUAUGUGUACUAUAUGACAAGAAAUAGAUACAAGCGAUACAAACAAAUUGAAGAAAAUAAUGAUUACAAAUACAAUGCUUUCAUUUCCUAUGCUGACGAGGAAGCAGCUUUUGUUAAAAACGAAUGCAUUCCUGAAUUAGAAGGAAACAGAAAUUUAAGUCUGUGUAUACAUCAUCGUGACUUCGUUGCUGGAGAAGAUAUCACCCAAAAUAUAACGAAUGGAAUACACGAUAGUAACAAAACAAUCUGCAUUGUCACUCAAUCUUUUUUAGAUUCAUAUUAUUGCAUGUUUGAAUUUAACAUGGCUAAAAUGGAGAGUAUUUAUUCGCGAGAAGGACAGAACAUUUUAUUUCUUGUAUUUUAUGAAAAUAUUCCGUCGAAAAAUCUUCCUUUGGUGAUGCUGGAGGUGGUACAACAGCAGUCUUACAUUGAAUAUCCAAGCGACGCUAACGAAAGAGUUGUGUUUUGGGAGAAUAUCAAACAAGCAAUCGAAUAGUUUAUCAAAACAAUAGUUUGUGUUCAUUGUGUGAGUUUAAGUAUCAAAUGAAAAUUUGGUCUUUGAAGGAUAUUAUGCCUGCAAUAAAAUCCUUCAACGACCAAAGUUUAAUAACAUAUAGCUUAGUCUAUUCGAGAUUAUACACCGUGCACUUUUCGAAAUCAAAUCAAUUCUUCUCCUUUCGAUGACCGAGAACAUAAACCUUAAAAUACUUUCGCUCAAAUAUUCAAUUCAUCUUACUCUUUCGUUUAGUGUAUUUACUUACAAAAUGUAUAUAUUUUCAUGUGCGUAAAAAAAAAUAUGUAAUUCCUGUUUUAUUCUUUCGGACCAACGUUUGUUCGAAUGAAACAUUGAACAUGUUUUUAUAUUUGUGUAAACAUGAAUAUCUAGAUCUGGUUUACCCUGGGAACAAUAUAUCCAAUAUAUAUGUUCCUGAUUUACCCGGAGCGCCUUAUAGAUAAAUAUUAGUUUUAUUAUGGUAAAAGAUAAUGUUAGGGUGGUACCUAACACUACAGGGAGAUAACUCUGUAAAAAUCAGCUAAACGUUUUAACUACGUUGUAUUGUUAAGGAAAUAUUAAGCUUCUCAAUGAUCAAAAUUAGUGUUUGUCAAACUGCUAGAUAACCAAUGAAAUUUUUCUGAUAAAGUGGUUGGUUCAAAUUUUUUGAAUUUUUUAUAUUUUUGUCAAAGGGUCAAAGUUAACAUUUUGUCAAAAUUUUAUAAAAAUUAAACGAGCCAAAUUAAUAUUAGUCAAGGUGUUGGGUACCACCUUAAAUUUAUAAAAUAAUGACGCUUCAACAUGAAACAUUACAAAUAUUUAUCAGAUUUGUUUUAUAGCCUUUACCUCUACUCUCUUGAAAUUGCACACCCGUUUAUAUUGUCGAGAAAUCUUACAGAAGAAAAAAAAAACCACUCAGAUCUGUGAUUGUUCCCUAAUUUUGGACAUUUUGACUUUUUAU
Molecule: messenger RNA, 3139 nt
Organism: Mytilus californianus (California mussel)
Lineage: Eukaryota; Metazoa; Mollusca; Bivalvia; Mytilida; Mytilidae
Product: toll-like receptor 4
Exons: 2
Coding region: 76-2181 (701 amino acids)
Biological process (GO): immune response; toll-like receptor signaling pathway
Cellular component (GO): membrane
Molecular function (GO): protein binding; transmembrane signaling receptor activity
Source: RefSeq, a predicted model, not a curated record